Molecule: messenger RNA, 742 nt
Organism: Lucilia cuprina (Australian sheep blowfly)
Lineage: Eukaryota; Metazoa; Arthropoda; Insecta; Diptera; Calliphoridae
Gene: Npc2a
Product: NPC intracellular cholesterol transporter 2 homolog a
Exons: 3
Coding region: 97-552 (151 amino acids)
Biological process (GO): intracellular cholesterol transport
Molecular function (GO): sterol binding
Source: RefSeq, a predicted model, not a curated record
UUAUUUAUCUACCUUAGAGUACGGUUCUAUUUUGCUGCUUAUAUAUAUAUUUUUUUUCAAUUUAAAAUAAUUACAAAUUUAAUUUAAAUUUAAAAAAUGAAACAAUUUGUGAUUUUAUUUACUUUGUUAGCGGGUUUUUUCCAAAAUUCAAUUUAUGCCUUACAAUUUACGGAUUGCGGUUCCAAAAUAGGAAAAUUUACAAAAAUUGUUGUUUCCGAUUGUGAUACUACCAAAAAUGAAUGCAUUUUAAAGCGUAACUCAUCCGUCUCUAUAACAAUUGAUUUCUCUUUGGCUGAAGACGUUACAGCGGUUAAGACCGUUGUACAUGGCAAAGUAUUGGGUGUAGAAAUGCCAUUCCAUUUGCAAAAUCCCGAUGCCUGUGUUGAUAGCGGUCUUAAAUGUCCUUUGGAAAAGGAUGAAACCUAUGAAUAUACCGCCACCUUACCCGUUUUGAAAGCAUAUCCUAAAGUUAAUGUUAUGGUUAAAUGGGAAUUGAAGGAUCAAAAUGAUGAAGAUAUCGUUUGUGUCGAAAUACCAGCUAAAAUUCAAUAAGAACAAAAAUACUUAUUUUACUUUAAUACAUAACUUUUACUACUAAAAUAACUCAGUAUUUUAAAUGAAAAAAACAUAACAUUCGAAUGUACAAUUUAAUUAAAAAUCAAUAGAUCAUUUAAGUUUUGUAAUUUAAUAAAUAAACUCAUAAAUUAACCUUAAAAAUUGUAUAUUGAACAUACUUAAUGGU